Paramecium pentaurelia is the source of this 1654-nucleotide messenger RNA. The record is from the annotation of a GenBank genome assembly. NCBI's taxonomy places the organism in Eukaryota, Ciliophora, Oligohymenophorea, Peniculida, Parameciidae.
AUGGGACAAUUAUGUAUUGAGAAACCAAAACAAAAACACUCAGAAGAUAAUUUACAUGAACUCAAUCCAUAAACUUAAAAGUAUCCAUAAACUUAAGAAUCCUCUCUUUAAAAUCCAAAUUUGUCAGAAUAAGAAGUAAAAGAUAAAACUCAAGUUAAAUUGCUUGAUUCUGUAAACACUCAUUAAAAUUUAUCUAUUCAUGAUGUUUAUAAAAUUCUUUCUCCUCCAUUAGGGAGUGGUAAAGCUAAUAUUAAUUUCAGGGUCAUAUGCUGAAGUGCGUAAAGGUGUACACAAAGUUUUAGGUAUUACAAGAGCAAUAAAAAUCAUAUCAAAAUCCGAAGCCACCAAUGAAGAAGUUUCUAGAGUCUUACAUGAAGCAGAAAUACUUAAAUAGUUGGUAAGAAAUAUUUAAUUUAGGAUCAUCCUAAUAUAGUAAAAAUUCUAGAGAUAUACUAAAAUUCUGAAUAAAUUUUCAUUGUGACUGAAUUAUGUACAGGAGGUGAGUUAUUCGAUGCAAUUGUGGAAUCUCAAUAAUUUUCAGAGAAAGAUGCAAUAAAAUUAAUUAAAUAGAUAUUACAAGGAUUAAAUUACUGUCAUCAACAUAAAAUAGUUCAUAGAGAUAUAAAACCAGAAAAUAUAUUAUUUGAAAGUAAGGAUAAAAGAGGAACAAUAAAAAUCAUUGACUUUGGAACUUCAAGAGUAUUUGAUCCUCAUUAAAAAAUGAAUCAAAAAAUAGGAACUGUAAAUAUUUAUUUAAUUCUUUAGCCUUACUACAUAGCUCCAGAAGUUUUAAAAAAAAAAUAUGAUGAAAAAUGUGAUAUGUGGUCAUGUGGAGUGUUAACUUAUAUUUUAUUAUGUGGUUAUCCACCAUUUAAUGGAAAAUCAGAGGCAAAGAUUUUAGAAAAAGUAGAAUAAGGAAAAUAUGAUUUUAAUUCAGAGGAAUGGGAUAUUAUCACAGAAGAAGCAAAAGAUUUUAUUUCUAAAUUGAUGGAAAAAGAUCCUUUCAAAAGAUAUAAUGCAGAAUAAGCACUCAAACAUCCAUGGAUUGCAUAAUAAAAUGAGGAUGUUUAAAAUGAAUUACCAUAAAUUGACAGAGCUUUAAAGAAUAUGAAAACCUUUAAAGUAAAUCAUUCUUAAUUUCUUAUUUAGUCCACUAAAUAGCUUCAAUCAGCAAUUUAUCAAUACAUAGUGAAUCAAUUUUCAACCUAGGAAGAUAAAUCAGAAUUAUUGAAAACUUUUAAAGCCUUAGAUACUAAUAAUGAUGGGUAAUUAAGUAGACAAGAAUUAUUAAUUGGGUUAAGGAAGAUAAUGAAUGAAAAUGAAGCAAUCGAGGAAGUUGAGAGAAUCAUGAGAGAUAUUGAUUAAAAUAAUUCAGGAUCUAUAGAUUAUUCUGAAUUUGUUGCAGCUUCAAUAAAUAGAUCAAAAUUAUUAUCUCAAGAUCGUCUUGCUAAAACAUUUUAAGCUAUUGAUAAGGUUAAAUUUAAAUUUAUUUUAGGAUGGUAAUGGUUCUAUAAGUAUAGAUGAAUUGAAAUUAAUUUUUGGUAAUGGAUUAGUUCCAGAUUAAAUUUGGAAAUAAAUUAUCCAUGAAGUUAAUGAUAAAGAAGAGAUAACUUUUUAAGAUUUUUCAGAAUUAAUGCUAAAUUUGGCAUUUUGA